Molecule: messenger RNA, 1956 nt
Organism: Cryptosporidium ubiquitum
Lineage: Eukaryota; Apicomplexa; Conoidasida; Eucoccidiorida; Cryptosporidiidae
Product: transcription factor E2F
Exons: 1
Coding region: 1-1956 (651 amino acids)
Biological process (GO): regulation of transcription by RNA polymerase II
Cellular component (GO): RNA polymerase II transcription regulator complex
Molecular function (GO): RNA polymerase II cis-regulatory region sequence-specific DNA binding; DNA-binding transcription factor activity, RNA polymerase II-specific
Source: RefSeq, a predicted model, not a curated record
AUGACUAACGAGGUUCCUUACAAUCUACAAAUGAUGGGAACUUCAUCAACAUCUACUAAUUCUGGUAAUGGUGGAGACAUUGUAUCAGGAAUAAAUUCUGAAAUAAUUCAUGAUGGUACCGGCGGAUGUAAUAAUAACACAAAUUCAAAUACUCAGGAUGUUCUUUCCUUGUUGAGCUAUCUUGUUCCAAAUUCUGGCGGUGAUGUAAAUUGCUCCUCAGUCAAUCCUCCUCCUCAAAUAGCGGACCCGGUAACGAUAAAUGAGCUUCUCGGUUUAAUAAACGGCGCAGUUUCAUCCAACUCUAAUGGAAUUAAAGGGGGCGCCCCUAAUGCAUCAAAUUCAUGUGAACCCAAUAAUUUGAUAGAUACAACGAACAAUAACAAUAUGGCUAGUUCUAUUCCCUAUCUUUUGCCUUUACUCAUGGGUUCUGGCUCUAAUAAUGACCAAAACAUAACGCUUUUAAAUAGCCUGGUCUCUUCAACAGGAAGUUCAAAUGGUGCACAGGGUAAUAUCAAUCAGUUUGUUUCACAAUUGCAAAACUUGUUACCACCCAUGGUUCCAGGUCCUAAUUCAGGAAAUAUACAAAAUAAUCAAAAUUUGAGCCACUCCAAUACUGGAUCUAAUCAUUCUGCAGAACAUCUACAAAUGAUUUACGGUGGUGGAAAUAAUAUUAGCGCUGAUAACAAAUCGGAGCUCCUUGCAGCGGCAGCGGCUUUUGCGGCUUCGAAUACCAUGAAUAUUUCCAAUGCUGGUCCAGUUACUAACUCCAGGGGUAGAGCAAGGAAAAGAACUUCAACCACCCCAUUAGGCGGAAUGAGAGGGAGAAGAGAUUCUACAGAUGCUAAUAAAAGGAGAGGGGGAAGCCCAGGCCGUCAUCAUACUAUCGAUGGGUCAGGAAUGCCAACAUCUGGAGCAUUGCUCCCUCAUAUUCCGUCUCUUGGCAAUGAUGGAAUGGAAACUUUAGAACAUAGUGGCGGUGUUAGUAUGUUGGGGACUCCUGCCGCGCAUCAUAGUGGAUCUCAAUAUAAUGAAUUUAGUACUGAAGAUGCACGACACUCAGUCAGAUUUGAGAAUGGCCUUGUGUUAAUGACUAAGCGAUUUAUUCAGUAUCUUUAUGAACAAGGUGAAAGCAGAAUUAUUGAUUUAGCUGCGGCAGAAGCCCAUAUGGAUGUACAGAGGAGAAGACUUUAUGACAUAACGAAUGUUUUGGAAGGAAUUGGAAUUCUUAAGAAAAUGGGCCGUAAUGCAUUCAUGUGUUCUGCAUCUGUACCAGAGGUUCUUGUGGAGCGUGAUGCAGUACUUUCUUCAUUUGGUACAGUUGAUAUGAGUGUUAAACUGGCGCCAAGCAUCGAUGAUGAGAGUCUUGAUACUAUCCCUUGGUUCCAUAGUUAUAACAAGCUACAAGUUCUCUCAAACUCGGAGUACGAAGUUAUGGAAAAGACUCUUAUUCAAAGAAAAGAGCAACUUCUACAGGCCUGCCAGCAACUCGGCUUCACUGAUAUAGUUGACCAGUACACAAUUGCAACUAACGCAACUGGCGCACAUGUAACUGGAGGAGCAGUGACAAAUUAUGCAGCAACUGUUCACACAAAUAGACCUCAAAGCCAUACUGGUGGGGCAUCUAAUUCUAGAACUGCGGCAGGGCAGCAUUCUCUUUCAUUAUCACAUGCAGGUCACGCUAUAAGAGAGGAUAACAUUACUGUUCCAAAUACAAUUGAACAACAAACGAAUGAGGCAAAUUCCGCAGCUAAUAGUAAUACAGGUGCAUUAUGGGGGAGUAUAAUGGGUGGGUCAAAUAGAACCAGUACCGUCCCUUCAAUUCAUCAUCCCGAUGCUCGCUGGAUGGAAACUGCCGAAACAAAUCAUGGUACAGCCAAACAUAGGAUGGAUGGAGACCAAAGUUCAGGCUCUGGAGUCGUGGGUCAGAAUGAAAAUAUCAAUGGCUUUACGGAAUAA